UGUGGUCCCGUGCAGUGCUCUUGCUUCUUGCCCUCUUCUUGGCUACUUACUUCCAUCAUGCUAAUUUAGACGACUAUUUUGGGGACUAAACACACAACGUAACGCGUCAGUUCAGCAAAUUCUGUAGUUAUCAACAGGUAACUGACGUGUGUUACUUGUGUCUUCGUUUUCUGUCACGAAUUUAAGCCCUGAUACCAGCAGCUAACAGGUUACUAGCAUUAAGUUACUAACACGCUGCAGAGCACUCCAGAAACUUAAAGAUAACUAAGACCACACACAGUAUGGGUAACACUACAGGAGGCUACCUGAAUAAUAUACUUAUACUGCUCCUGCCCUCCUUUUCUCCACCUCCUUUGCUUGCUGAUGGAUGUGUUGUGAUCACCUUGCUGCAGUAGUGUCUGUCUAUGGAGAUGAAACUACACAGGGUGCUGCUAGCUGGCUGUAUGAACUGCACCAGGAUAUAUCCUCCAUUAGCUGGGAACUUUUAUCUAAAGCGCCUUUUCAGCUCUGUCGUUAUUUCCUCCUCGAGAACGAGUGGGACACGAACCGCCAUCCUCUGCAGUGCUAACAGAGUCCUCCACCCACUGAAGUGCUCUGUGCCACAUGGGAAUAGAAAACUGGGAUUGUGCAGCAGGAGUUCAGAUGCGGUCUGCGGUCAAACACUGUCGAGAUGUCAACCCAGAAGAUGUCAUCAGUCUGCUGCAGGGAGACCGGAACACCUGCUGCAACGAGCUGCACCGUGGCCCGUGUCCUUCAUCCGCUACAGAGUGACGGACGUCUCCAGUGUGUCUCCAGCCUUUGUGGUGAUGAAUUUUGACCGAGAGGGAAAUGUCACAUCAUUUGAGAAGAAGAAAACGGAGCUUUGCCAGGAGCUGAGUCUGCAGGCCAGAGACCUUCGCUUUCAGCACAGUACCAGCUUAAUCGCUAGAAACAACUGCAUCAUCAUACGGAUGGCGUCUUUGAAAGCCAUCGUGACCCCGCAGUCCCUGUUGGUGUUGGAUUUCCGUGGUUUGGGACUGGAGCGUUGGUUGGUACUGGAUCUGGCCCCUCAGCUCGCAGCACAGUCGCACUCUUUGCCCUUCGAGUUCAGAGCACUGGAGGCCAUCCUGCAGCACAAGGUAAACACGCUACGAGCUCGGCUGAACGAUGUCGAACCAGUCAUGUUGGACACAUUGGAAUCCCUGGUGGAUCCUAAAAUCCUUUCCGCCGAUAGAAGUAAAUUACAUGUACUGCUGCAGAACAGCAAGAGUUUAUCCGAGUUGGAGACUGACAUUAAAGUCUUUAAGGAUACCCUGCUGAAGAUUUUGGAUGAGGACGAGAUCGUUGAAGAACUCUGUCUCACCAAGUGGACAGACCCAAGAGUUUUUGAGGAGAGCAGUUUGGGUAUCGACCAUGCUGAGGAGAUGGAACUGUUGUUGGAGAAUUACUAUAUGCAGGCCGAGGAGCUGGGGAACAAGACCAGAGAGCUGAAAGGGCUGAUAGACGACUCUGAGAGUGUCAUCUUCAUCAAUCUGGACAGCCAUCGUAACGUGAUGAUGCGCCUGAGUCUGCAACUGGCGAUGGGUUCCUUCUCCCUUUCCUUAUUCGGUCUGAUAGGGGUGGCCUUUGGAAUGAAUCUGGAGUCGUCCUUCGAAGAAGACCCUCGCAUUUUCUGGCUGGUAACAGGCUUCAUGUUCUUGGGCAGCGGGCUGAUAUGGAGACGACUGCUGUCAUUUCUGGGACGACAUCUAGAGCCUUCAGUACCCCCUCUUAUCCCUCAAGUUUGGAAGAGAAGUCUGAAAGCAUCCGACAUCAAGACAGGAGUCAGAUGAUGUUCUCCCUCCAGUCUGUAAAAUGCAACAGACCUCCGACAGACUCUGCAGCUUUAGGGAUGAUUGUUUUAUCACCCUGGACCUCCUGAAUUCUAUAAAACAGCCUCAUUGUUUUAGGCCUUUUAGACCUCUUCUGUUUCCCCUACAUUUCUGGUACUAUGUUGCCAGUAUUCCAGGUACUUGAUUAGAUGUCUUCAUGUCUAAUUAUAUGAGUAUUGCUCUGUCAUCUGUGGUUUUAGAGCAGUGCGUGGAUGCCUUGGUGAGUGGCAGCAUUGGAACUGAAACGGAUAACAACCCAACUACUGAUAACCACCGGACAUGCACUUGAUAAUCUCAUAUCUGCUGAGAUUGUCAACAUAACGGAUGAAAAGCAGCGACACACGGGUCACAUUUUCAGGCACAAGGUCUGAGCAGCCUGUAUGUCUUUAAAAAAAACAUAUUGCCAGUUUUGAUUUGAUAUCGUGUCUCACUUUGUGACUGUGAGAGUCUCCAAAUGACAUUUGAUCAAAAAUGAAAGGGUGUGAACUCACGGGGAACUUUAAAGUUAUUGACUUUAUCCUGUUCCGAUUUACAUGAAAGCUGUUAGUCAAGGUGUUAAAGGCUGAAGCGCAUUACACACAUUGAUAGCACGUAACUUAUUUCUGACCUGGGAUUCAAGAUCCAUUCGAGAAGUCGGCAAAUACUUCAGAGUGCUCUUGAGAAGAUUAGCCGGGCAGGGGAGCAGAAUAAGCAUAUCUCAAUGUUCCUGUCAUCUUAGUUUAUGAGAAAAAAACUAUUUUAUUUUGUCUGAAGUGGUCGAAGCUGAUUUUGCUUCAUUGUCGGGGGUCACAAGUCUAAAAUGUUGGAAAGCACAUCCUAAUAGUGCUUGUUUUAAUAACAAACCCGGCUAAAUCCUUCCCCUUUUGACUUGUGCAUCUGCAUUAUAUUCGAUGCAGAAAACAUAUUCGGCGUUCUUGGAAUUUGUCACUUUUCUUAACCGCAUUGACUCACAGUUGAUCUAAUUUGGCUUUUCUGACAUGGAAAACAACAACUCUUCAAUGCCAAACUCGAAUUACAAAAAAUACAAAUAUAACAUAGUAACUUUGCAGCAGUUAAAUCUUUGACAUUAAUGUCUAGAAGUGUCAAAAAUCCUAAAGUUUUAAUAUAAUAAAUGAUUUUAAUCACUGUA
Messenger RNA from Anarrhichthys ocellatus (wolf-eel), 2979 nucleotides. It is a transcript of the gene mrs2, whose product is annotated as magnesium transporter MRS2. Gene Ontology annotation, cellular component: mitochondrial inner membrane. Gene Ontology annotation, biological process: mitochondrial magnesium ion transmembrane transport. Lineage: Eukaryota; Metazoa; Chordata; Actinopteri; Perciformes; Anarhichadidae. The transcript has 13 exons. Gene Ontology annotation, molecular function: magnesium ion transmembrane transporter activity. The coding region runs from base 405 to 1811 and encodes 468 amino acids. The record is from RefSeq and is a predicted model, not a curated record.